Molecule: messenger RNA, 1585 nt
Organism: Silurus meridionalis
Lineage: Eukaryota; Metazoa; Chordata; Actinopteri; Siluriformes; Siluridae
Gene: mien1
Product: selenoprotein W, 2a
Exons: 4
Biological process (GO): negative regulation of apoptotic process; positive regulation of filopodium assembly
Source: RefSeq, a predicted model, not a curated record
CACCUUCAGUAGUGCACUAUUAUAAAAAAAAUACGAGUCAUUUGACAUACCGCCUCUAAUAAAAUUCAAAAGCGCUUCAUGCUAAAACAAGAAGUGAACCUUACAUCUAUUUUCGAAGUGCGGUGAUGGGGGUAGAGAUCCGAGUAGAAUUUUGUGGCGGAUGAGGCUACGAGCCCCGCUAUCAGGAGCUCAAGCGAGUCGUCAUUGCUGAGUUUCCUGAUGCGGAGGUGUCCGGCUUCGUCGGCAGACAAGGGAGCUUCGAGAUUGAAAUCAACGGACAGCUGAUUUUCUCAAAGCUAGAAACCAGUGGUUUUCCUUAUGAAGACGAUGUCAUGGAGACCAUCCAGAAAGCCUACGAUGGCAAACCAGUGGAGAAGAUCACCAAGAGCCGCCCACCUUGUGUCAUUCUCUAACUCCUACUACGCUUUUCAUUACCUCAGAAACAAAGCAAUGAGUUAAAUCAUGUGACGAUGUAUAAUGGAUCCUUAUAUGUCUCUUUUUGUCUCUGCUUCUAGCGAGGUGUUUUUGGACAUAAAUGAUUAGUGUAGUUAAAAACUAAAGGCUACAUUAUGAUGCUCUUAGUCCAGUCACUGUCAAAAAUGGAGCAGAGAUCAACUAGAGACAUCCAAGCAUGCAAGCAGGAAUUAAAGAUCAGAUAUCUGUAUGUCAAAAAAAAAAAAAAAAAAAAACUUUCUAACUAUUUAUAACAGAAUCUAGCACUUAGCAGGGGGUUUUCUUUUGUGUUUUUCUUUUUGUUUUGUUUUUUAAAUAACUGUUGUAUGUCUCAGUUAAAGGAGACUGGAAAUACACUUCAACAUGUCACAUUACUGUACUAAAAUCAGACUUUAAUAUUGUAAUUUAUUUUUUAUUUAAAUUUAUUUCUUAAUUUAAAUACUACUAUUUAGAUGAUAAUAUAAAAAAAGUGCACAUUAAUGCCACUGCUAAAGUAAUAAUUACAUUUGAGAUCAGAAAUAAAAGUAUGCAUAUAGGACUUUGUUAAUGGUUAACAAAUCACACACUGUUGUUUUGUAAAGAAUAAAAUCCAUUUCCUGUGCAGAAACUGGCUACCGAUGUUGAAAUGUCUUUUUCGUAAUGUUUCUAGGCAAGUUCCUGGUCAAACAAAACCACUUUGCUGCUUAUGUGGACUUUAUUUCUGGUAAUGCUUAAUAUUACAAUGAAAAAGUUAGGACUUUCUUAGCAGGGACAGAGUUUGCAUGCGAACGUAGUUCUUGUUAGACCUGUUUCAUCACCAUACCAGCUGUCAAACAGAACCAUACGUGGUAAUGUCAUUGCGUUCGAGAUCUGCUGUUGCGUUUGACGUUGCAUUGGUCAUUAUUGUUGUCUCUGAUUGCACUGCAACAUCCAAGAGCAACUAAUGUUAAUGUCUAACUUUGAAGCAGAUUAAGCACAGGUUGUCUUUAUUUUUACCACCUCAUUCUCUAGCCCAGAUGAUCCUUUCUAGCCAGUCAUUUUGCCUCAGAAAUGUCUGUUUCUCCCCACCAUGAUUCUCAAUUCAUUUUGUUUCUUUAAAAGUUUCAACUGUCAUAACCUGCUACAUUCUUGAAUAAAAAAAAAAUGAAAGUUG